This is a messenger RNA of Symbiodinium sp. CCMP2592, 4050 nucleotides long. The record is from the annotation of a GenBank genome assembly. Lineage: Eukaryota; Dinophyceae; Suessiales; Symbiodiniaceae.
AUGCCAAAGCCACCUGCCGACCCAAAGGUUUACGGCAACCUCAGGGCCGCUCGCUUCCUGGAGAUCGACCCACGUGGCCGUGACCCCCUGGUCUCGGCAGUUAUGGGCCUGUUGCGCGGACACUACCGCACCUCCCCGAAUGACCUGACAAGGUUGGUCACCGACUCUCACAUCCGCACCUUUGCCCUCGUCGCCAACGACGGCUGCGGACCGCCAGCGGUGGUGGUGGUGGCCAUCGAGGAGACGCCCGAGCGAUUGGGGAAAUCCGGUGCGAAAGUGCAUCAGACACACUUGCUCGCCAAUGGUGUCGAAAAGGAGUAUCCCUUCUUGGCCCUGGCUCGGCUCCGGGGACUUCGGCCCUGGCGCGUGGUGGCCGCGCCGGCGGUGCGGGGGCAGGGCUUUGGCCAGCGUGCCGCGGAACUUCUGACCGCCUGGGCCAAGGGGAGCCGAGAUGAUGCCUCCGGGGGAAGUCCCCGGUUCGAUUGGCUGGGUGUCUCCUUCGGCCUCACCGCUCAGCUGUUCCGUUUCUGGUCCCGCGCGGGCUACCGACCGGUGGUGAUGUCCAACACACCAAAUGAUCAGACCGGGGAGAUGUCGAUGAAGAUGCUGUUGCCAAUCAGUGCCGCCCUUGAGCGUGCAGUGCCAUCGGUUUUGCCGCUGUUUGGCACCUCAUUCUUUCGACGGCUGCCGACUUGCUUCCGCGAGCUGGACACGCAGCUCGUGCUGGAUAUCCUUAUGGAAAGCCGACCCGCUGGCGAUGCCUGGCAUCCACUCGCACUAGAAGCGGCGCGACUGGAGAAGUUUGCAACCUCGAAGAAGCCGGUAGAAGAAGCGGUGAGGAUCUAUGACAUCUUUCCUCGGUUGGCUUCUGCGUACUUCUUCGGCGGCCUCGGGGCAUUGCGCUUGCCACGCCCAGAGGCUUCUACUCUCUGUGCGAUGGGUGGCCAGCUGCUGACGCUUGAGGAGGCCGCCACACGCUUGGGCCGCGGCGCUGCUCCCGGCGAUCGAGCCAACGACCUGGCUGCACGGUUGAGAUCGGCCGUCAAGGAGAUCUCUCUCCACAUCGGGUCCUUGGAGGUGGAAUGCUUGCUGACCGUUGCCCCGAGGGAGCAGGUUCUUCUCGAGCGCGGCCAGGCCCACCACGUUGCCCAAGUCUGGCUCCCUUCGCUUCUGGAUCUCCGCGGUGGCUUUGAGGUUCGAAUGGAGCUACCAGAGCCCUCUGAGGUGGAAGGAACGGAGCCAAGCCUCCUGGAGCUUGCCAACUACGCAACCCACGACCUCCACGUGCAGGAACCUCACUUCAGCCUCCUCAUGAGCGGAGAGAAGCGGAUCGAACUGCGCUUGGCGAAGCGGCAGGGCAGAUUGGUUGCAGCCAUGCUUCAUUCGGACAGCUGCGUCGAUGCGGCCACCAGUAUGGUGCAAGUGAGCGUCACUAUGCAAAAGAAGCGCACCCUCGAAAGAAGGGAGUCGGCCUACUGGUACCCAAGCCGUGGUGUGAACGAUAACAGAUCCGGCUGGUCGCCGGCAUUUGCGCCCUUUCCUCUAGGGGCACCCAAAUGGAAAUAUGAAAAGCCUGGCCUCAACUUCCACCAAACGCCUUGUAUCGAUGACAAACUCAACGUUUACACCGGCAGCGAUUUGGGCACGCUCCUCUCGUUCACAAAGGAGGGCCUCAAGCGAUGGGAAGUGUGGCCGAACGCAACACACUGCCAGAACCCUGCGCUCUAUGAUGGCAUCCUGUAUACCACCUGUCACAGCGGCGAGGUCUUUGCACUGAGAAUGGAAACAGGCGAGAAGGUGUGGUCGAACAAGUAUGUCGACAGCCUUCCGGGAGACACCUACACAGUCAGCGCAGGAGCAGAUUACCUCGUCGUACCCUUUGGCGACUGCGGAAUCGAAUUCGGCGGAUCCUGGGGAGUGGCUGUGCUGGAACGUGCUGACGGACACGUCAGGUGGACCUACAACAUGAGUGAGAAAACUGGCGGGCUUGCCUUUACGAUCAACAUGGCACCCUGCCUGCUCGACGAUUCCAUCAUCGUCAGUGAUACGAGUGGGGGCAUCUAUCGGCUCAGCCUGAAGGACGGCUCGGAGAUCUGGAGGGUGCCUGGGCUGAGUCCUGGUACCUUCACCUUGGGUGGCGUGGCAUGCGCAGAGGGCAUGGUCUUUAAUGGCUUUUCCAAGGAGAAUGCAACGGGCGGGCUUCAGGCACUGUCUGCAGCCACGGGGGAGCGAGUUUGGGCGAUCGAUGUCCCCAGAGCCAUCCACAAUGCUCCGGCGGUGGGGCGGUUAUGGGGUUCGCUGAAGGUUGGAGUUGUCGCUGGCAUCGGUGAGCCCACCGGCGUUCCAACGCCGGACCCGGCCUUGAUCACAGGCACUGUGAUGGCUGUGGACGCUGUGACAGGCGAGACCAUCUGGACAUUCGACCCACCACCAUGGCUCCACUCGGGCUCUGCCGGGUCGACGAUGGAGCAGCUGUGCAUGCCUGAUCUCUUCUCUGCCGCGACCAUUUCUGGAGAGGGAACAGUGUACAUCAACUGGUCUGCCGGCGGCAUUACCUAUGCCCUGCGCGACAACAACCACGAUGGCAAGAUCUCUUUGGAGGAUCCUACCGAGGUCUCGGCCUAUGACAUCGGCUCGGGGGCUACCGGGCCUCCAGCCAUCGCACCCGGCAUGAUCUUUGUGAACACCUGCCGCCGACCCAGUGUGGAGCAGGGCGCUUACUUCAGGGUCCAGAAGGCUUCGCCACCACAGCAGGCGGUGUUCCGAAUCCUGCGUGUCGCCCGCUAUGACACCGUGCACGACGGGCUGCGUUCCGAGGGAGUUGGCCGCGUGCUGCCCGGCGUGACCUCGCUGGAUGCAGGCCUCGCGACAUUUGCGCAGCUGUACGGCCAGCAAGGCCUGGGUGAAGGUGUGAUCGCCUUCGAGAUAGAGCUGGCGAACAAGGAGGCUCCAGGGAGGCCCACGUCCCCUCCUAUCAAAGCACAACCUGCCACAGCAGAUCCAGAGCGUUCCCUCUCCAUCGCUGCCAGGUGGCAGUAUCCUUGCGCAGUCAAGGGCUGCGGCGAUCUCCUCCUCAAGCCGCAGUGGGAAGCUUUCCACGGCAGGGUCGGCGAAAGUUGGUGCCUUGAAGCCGUGGCAUUCUGCGUCCUCGGCGAGCAGACGUGCUCUUUGCCCAGCAGCGAGGGGCUGCAGUUCAUCUUGGACCUCGGCGAGACGAAGCCUCGAUGGGGACAGGUGAAAGUUUGCUUGACGGUUUGGGACGAAGUCGUUCUCCGGACCGCUCGGAACGCCUUCUUCGGGCAGGCGUGGCUGCCUGCACUGGCACGGCUUGGCGGCGAAGCGUCGGCGCUGGAGUUGCCGCUGCUGCGCAUCGAGGGUGAAGUUGGUGAGAUUGCCUUGCAAGCCGGCUGGGAAUAUCCGCUGGCCAGCAAGGAGUCACAAGGAUGCCUGACUUUGCGGCAGCUCAGGGUGUCCGGGGUGGGAGGUCCUUCAUACCUCAUCGUCCGCGUGCUCCAUCAGACAAGCCGUGCUGCUGAAGGUCUCCACAAUCGGAGCAUUACUCUGCGAAUUGGGAUCCCAAAACCUCAGGAGCGGGCAGCCAAUCCAGCGAGGCUGGCCGACAGCCAGCCGCAGCGGGCGCUGUGCGUAGCCACUCCACGCGCGAGCGCUCGAGGCAGCCAGCUCCGAUUCGUGGUGCCUGGAAGCUUGGUCAAGUUGGGCCGUAGGCUUCGGUUCGCGGGCUUCGACACGGCCAUCGUGGACAGCAUCGCCGACGCAGCUGCGCUGGCUGCGGAGGAGAAGCGUGAGAUGAUUCUACUGCAGGGCUCUCGCCAUACAGGCGCCUGUGCAGUGCCUCGGAGCUCCCUAGAGGACCAGUUGAAGCAGACCCUCGAUCACUACGGUAUUCUCUUGGAUCCCGGAAGCAUGGCGUCUCGAUGUGCGGACUGCAAUGGCCAUCAGUUUCGGCUUGCGAGUGCUGGGGAAGUCGAAGGGGAGCUCCACGCCAGCACCGUGGAGCGCUACACGGAGACCCAGGGCAGAGGGGAUUAG